Molecule: messenger RNA, 2763 nt
Organism: Kluyveromyces marxianus DMKU3-1042
Lineage: Eukaryota; Fungi; Ascomycota; Saccharomycetes; Saccharomycetales; Saccharomycetaceae
Gene: ALY2
Product: Aly2p
Exons: 1
Coding region: 1-2763 (920 amino acids)
Biological process (GO): ubiquitin-dependent endocytosis
Cellular component (GO): cytosol; cytoplasm
Molecular function (GO): protein-macromolecule adaptor activity; ubiquitin protein ligase binding
Source: RefSeq, a predicted model, not a curated record
AUGAGCGAUUUGGAGCGUGUUAGGUCUCCUGUUUUUCCAUCAGAAAUGCCUAUAGGCAUACCGAGGGAUGCAACGCCGUUGACCAAGACAAGCACCUUGCAGGUAUUUAUCCAGUUGGCUGAGCCUACGAUCUUUCUGCAAGGUUUUGGCUCCACUCAGUGGGAGGGGAAACCACCAGCAAUACUUAGGGGUAGUCUUAUACUUCGGGUGACUAAAUCGACGAAGUUGAAAUCAGUGAACUUGACAUUCAAAGGAACGUCCAAGACUGAGUGGCCCGAAGGUAUUCCUCCGAAGAAGCAAGAGUUUGUUGAAAUUAAUGAUAUUGUAAAGCAUACAUGGCCAUUUUUUCAGGCAGAUAUGCAGCAAGUUCCCAAUAACCAGUCAACAGAUCCAUCAGAUUUGUUAAAGGGGAGUAACGCUUCACUCUAUAGGUCUUUUGAAGAAGAGUUGGGUGGAAACUCCACAGCUUCGUUUCGAAGACCAAGUUUGGUGAAAUCUGUGAAUAGUAACAGUAGCAAUAAUGGAGGCAGGUCUCUGUCCCCUAUUGGACAGUUUUUACGGUCAACUUCGAAAGAUAUUCCGAACGUUAAGAGUGUUUCUGAGACGUUCAGUGACAUCCUCUCAAUCAGCGAUGUCACUUCGGUCAAAUCCAAUGGUACAGGGAAUGGGCCCAGUGGCUCUGCAAGUCCAGGAACGUUUAUUUUCCACCCCGGUGACUACAUCUUUUCGUUCGAGCAUGCCAUUCCUUUGUCGUACCCAGAAACUAUCUCCGCAACUUUCGGACAGGUCGAAUAUGCACUUCUGGUAAAUAUUGAGCGUCAAGGUGCUUUCAAAUCGGAUGUCAAUGCAAAGUUGCCUGUGACUCUUGUGAGGACGCCGUCUGACAGCUCUGUGGAGGAGACAGAACCAAUUGCAAUUUCAAGAGACUGGAACUCACAUUUACAUUACGAUAUUGUUAUCGCAUCUAAAGAUAUAGUGCUUGAUGCAUUCUUACCUAUUGCGUUCCGUGUUACGCCUAUGGAUAAAGUUUCUCUCCAUAGAAUAAGAGUCUUUUUAACUGAAACUCUAGAGUAUUAUUGUAAAGGUAAAAAGGUUCACCGAUUGGAACCUACUAAGAAAUUUUUACUCACCGAACACAGAGCUCCGCCACUUAAGGACAUUCCUCCAGACGCAAAUCCUACAAAAGCGAAAUAUCUGGGAAACCUCUUGGAAGACGAACAUGGUGAUUUAGUCUCGAAAGAGUUCGAAUACCAAGUCUUUUUCCCUGAAAGACUUAACUACCAACAAAAAAUACAUCCAGAUACUUCCUAUUCCACUAUAAAAGCGAAUCAUUGGAUUAAAAUAAGUCUCAGGUUGUCUAAAAAUGUGGACGGCGUCAAGAAACACUUCGAAAUCAGCAUAGAUUCGCCGAUCCAUGUUUUGAAUAAACUUUCGUCCCAUGCUAACACAUUAUUACCAAGUUAUGACACGCAUGCACUGAUUCCAAAUCACAAUUCUUCAUCGUUUGGUGGAUUCGAAUUUAACAUGUAUCAUCAUCAUGAUUCUAAUUUCUAUUUCCCAAAACAAGUUGUCAAUUCACCAGUUAUGUCACCGGAUGUACAACCAUUGGAUGAAAAGAUUGGUCUAUCACCUAGGUCUCUAAGUCCUGUUUCUCAUAAUAAGAGCAACCUGGGCCUAUUCCAACAUAAAAACUCAACACAUAGUGAACUUUCUAUUGCAGAUAUUAGCUUGAGGAAUAAAGUUUUGCAAUCUCCAGAAUUGUCUUCUAACAUAUAUCAGCCAGAACAUAUUCAUGCGGAACUCGCAUCACCUCAAGCAAUUCCUUUAUCUCCAAUAACAUCACCCACUUGGGCCCCCUUGCCGCAUAAUAUUCAAGGUAAUGGUUUUGGCCUAUCUUUAGAGGAUGAUAUAUUACCUCCAUUCCAGGAACACAUGGCAAAUUCUAAUUGUUUACCAGUUCAUCCUCCUUCUUAUGCGGAGUCCAUAUCUACUAAUACGACUAAUACUACUAAUACAAAUGACACAUCGGAAUCGAAACACUCAAAGGAAAAUAGUGAAUCCUCUUCUUUGAGAAUUCCUACAAUUAUCCUUCCAAAUAACAGUAACAAUAAUAACAACAGUAACCUUAACAACCAGCAUGAUAUGAACAGUGAGGAUAUUGCUGAAGAAUUUCAUUUCAGUGGCGGAGAAAAUGGAUCUAUGAAUUUUCCUGUUGCAAUUAUGAGAUCACGUUCUCCUCUUGACAAGGCUUCUCAAUCAAGGAGGUCAUCUUUUUCUCAUAGAAGACGAAGUAGCAUAGCUACUCAAGAUGUGUUACCAUCUACAAUUAAAAACUCCAGUUCUUCAUUUAACGACCUUGAAAAUGUACUCUCAGCAGCUGGUAAUGCUGAAAACAAAAACUCAGAAAUAUCGCCCCAUUCUUCUGCAGAUACAAUUCAAAAAUUGGAACCGACUGAUUCUCAUCCCAAUUCUCUUUCGAGCCAGCCUUUGUUGCUCCGUCAAUCUACGUCACAAGACGACCAAGAAAGUAAAGGAUCGCUUGACCUCACCACUAUGUUAGGUGUUGAACGUACAUCCUGGCAUCCGCUACAAAGUGAUUACUCAAUUGCACCUGUCUUUUCUCAGUCUUACUCUAUGAAUGUGCUUCAAACAAACCAUGCACUUGAAGAUUUUAAACAUAAUCUCGAAUCUUAUAAACAAACAGAAUCCCCAUCAACUCCAAACACAUCGGAUCCUAUAGACCAUGAAUUAGUAAAUACAUAA